AUGACCAGUCAAGAGGAAAGGCCAGACUUCAUUGUCGGAAUUGACUUCGGCCAAACAUAUACAGGUGUCGCAUGGAGCAACUUGGCUACCUCAACUACGCAAAGUAUCCAAGAUUGGCCAGGACUCCCCCCAGAUUCAGUAGAAACGAAGGCGCCAACAAAAAUCAUAAUACCUCACGAUGGCGCCGAGCCAAGAUGGGGCUUCCUUUGCAACUUAGAAGAUGAAUACCAAGGUGUGGGCGAAGUUCACGAACAUUUCAAAAUAUACCUCGAUCAAGAAACCAUAGAUUCGGCUCGAAAGGAGGGAGUGAAAAACGUGGUCGGAACAACAGAGGAAGCUCUGAAAUUAGUAACAGAAUACUUGAGACAGAUUCAUCAGCACAUCAAAUUUUCGAUCGAGUCGCAAACAGGGCCAUGGACUGAGAAGAAGAUCGAGUUUCUCUUCAGUCUGCCCACCACUUGGACAUCAUUCGAGACGACGAAUAAAUUCAACAAAGCCAUUGUCGCAGCCGGCUUCAGUUCAGAUAACCCCGCGAAGCACUCUGCAAAGUUAGAGCUUACAGAAGCAGAGGCCGCAGCUGUCUAUGUCGCGACGAAUCCGCAAGUUGCAUUGCGCAACAAAGACAUCAUCCUGAUCUGUGAUGCUGGUGGUGGAACGACGGACCUUGGACUGAUAGAAGUGCACGACGCAGACCCCAAGCAGCCGCUGUUGAAGCAAGUCGCCGCUGUAAAAGGAGUUGGGGUUGGAUCCACAAUGAUUGAUAGGGCGUUCGAGGCACUUGUGCAGAGGAAAUUAAAUGCGCACCCGGAUGCUAUGCUACCGAAAGAGCUUGCCCAUAAAAUCGCCAGAGGAUCGUCUUUUCAAUCUAUCAAACACAAUUUUGGUACAAAAGCCGCGACACAGGAAGUCUACAAACUGGCUUUAGAUCGACUGGGACUUGGCAUCAGUCCACAAUUCGAACAUCUGGGCCUGGGCAUCAGUUCUGGAAAAAUGCGAUUCCUAAGAAAUCGCGAAAGUGGGCCGAAAUGCAAUGGAGAUGAGAAGAUUGAGAUCCAUGAGAACUGGGACCAAGUCCCCAGAAACCCUAUAUUGAGUUUAUUUGUUGAGGAAACUAGAAAAGGAAGACAAAUCCAAGAACUAUUCGACAUUCAGAUCAUAGCAAUCAUACGCCAAAUCACGCAACAGCUGGACUGGAUGCAAAUAAACAGAUUCAGCGAGCAAGUGAAAAUGUUAGUCCUAAGUGGAGGCCUUGGAGGGUCCCAAUACGUCAAAACCAAGAUCCAAGAAUUCUACACCGAAAAGCCCCAUCCAAACGCAACAAAGCUCUCGAUACUAAAGUCGCAGGAGCCGCGACUAGCGGUUGUGAAAGGGUUAGUUCUUGAUCGGAGACAGAAAUUGGAUUCUGGGACUGCUACCUUGAAGACUAGAAUUGCUCGAGCUAGUUACGGAGUUCUGUGUCGACAGCCUUAUGAUCCAAGAAUACACGUCGAUGCGGAGAUCGUGACUGAUAGUUUCAAGAAGAAGCAGAAGUGGGCACUGGCGCAAAUUGAUUGGCUCAUCGUAAAGGGUGAUACUAUUGACACGAGCGGUGCGCACGAGCGCACAUUCUCGCGGAAAUUGGUACCGGGAGAUCCAAAUCGCAUCUGGCGCACGAUGAUUGUGAUCUCACAUGAAGACAGGAAGGAUCUGCCAAGGAGUUACAAACAUCCUGGCGCCUUCAAACUCUGCGAGAUAGAAUCAGACUUGACCGGCAUCGGCGAAAACGAAUUCGAGCUCAAAAACCGAAAGAUCUGGCAAGGGAAGAAAUUCUACAUCGCCACGUUUUCAGUGAAGGUCAUCAUAGCGCCCGCGGAUCUGAGGUUCGAGUUGUGGUUCAAGGGGAUGAAGUAUAAUAAGGGCCAUGAUGCGAUUACGGUGCAGUGGGAUGAGGUUGGGGCGGCUGUUAAGCCGAAGAUGAAUGGUGGAGCUGCGUGGGAGUUGGAUGCUAUUCCUGCUACGCCUCAGGGGGUUCUUGAGCUACCUUAA
This is a messenger RNA of Lachnellula hyalina, 2025 nucleotides long. RefSeq lists its product as uncharacterized. The record is from RefSeq and is a predicted model, not a curated record. The transcript is spliced from 8 exons. Bases 1 to 2025 code for a protein of 674 amino acids. Lineage: Eukaryota; Fungi; Ascomycota; Leotiomycetes; Helotiales; Lachnaceae.